AUGGACAUGAAGGCCUGGCUUUUAAAUCCUUUCACUAGGGAAGAAAUCAAUGCAACAGUAUUUCAUAUGAACCCCUUAGGGUCGCCAAGUCCUGAUGGGUUCCCUGCUCAGUUCUACCAAAAACAUUGGGAGGUAGUUGGUGACCAAGUGUGCAGUUAUGCUCUUAAGUUUCUCAAUCAUGGGGGCUUGCUCAAUGAUGUUAAUGAUACAUAUAUCUCACUCAUUCCCAAAGUCAAAAGUCCCACAAAAGUAGCUGAUUACAGGCCCAUCAGUCUUUGUAAUGUAUUAUACAAGAUUGUGUCCAAAACCAUUGCUAACAGACUGAAAAAGAUACUGCCCCAGAUCAUUGCCCCCAACCAGAGUGCCUUUGUACCUGAAAGGCUAAUAACUGACAAUACCAUGAUUUUUGUGCCUUCAAGGGGCCUAAGACAAGGGGACCCUCUGUCCCCUUAUCUUUUUAUCUUAUGUGCAAAAGCCCUCACUUCUCUUCUAAACCAAGCUGAGGCAUGUGGCAACUUAACUCCUGCUCCUAUUGGUAGAGGCCCAAUCACUGUGAACCAUCUUUUCUUUGCUGAUGACAGUCUCCUUUUCUGUCGAGCAAAGCAUGAGGAAAUCAAGUGUGUGCUAAAUAUCCUUGAUCUUUACGAGAAAGGAUCAGGACAGAUUACUCAGCAACAGAUAUUGCUGCUAGCAGGUGUCCAAUCCACAUCUAGCUUUCAAAGAUACUUGGGCCUACCUGCUUUGGUGGGUAAAAAAAAGAUUGCCUCAUUCCAUUCCCUAAUUGACAGAACCUGGACUCGAGUCUCUAACUGGAGGACUAAGUUUCUAUCUGCAGCAGGAAAGGAGAUUUUGCUCAAGGCAGUCCUUCAAGCCAUCCUCACCUAUGCAAUGGGAAUGUUCCUGUUACCAGUAUCCAUUACCAGGAAGUUAAAUCAGAUUCUUAGGAAAUUCUGGUGGGGAUUCAAUGAAGAUUCUUCCAAAAUUCAAUGGGUUAAGUGGAAGCAACUCAGUGGCAGCAAAGAAAUGGGAGGCCUUGGUUUUGGAGAUCUAAGAUGUUUUAACCUUGCUCUACUCUCAAAACAGGGAUGGAGGAUUCUUCAAAAUCCAACAUCCCUAGUGGCACAAGUGUUAAAGCAAAAGUAUUUUAACAAAGGAGACUUGCUUGAAGCAAAGUUCGGACAAGGCCUUCCUUUGCAUGGAGAGGCAUUCAUGCUGGCUUAA
Messenger RNA from Juglans regia (Persian walnut), 1221 nucleotides. RefSeq lists its product as uncharacterized. Lineage: Eukaryota; Viridiplantae; Streptophyta; Magnoliopsida; Fagales; Juglandaceae. The record is from RefSeq and is a predicted model, not a curated record. The transcript is spliced from 3 exons. Bases 1 to 1221 code for a protein of 406 amino acids.